UAAAAAAAGUCAGCUGAACAAUGUAUUUUAUUUAUUUAUUAAAAAGCAUUAUCAUAUAUUUCAAAUGUUGAAAUCGUUCGCAUAGUCCAUGUUUUUGCUUAUUCAUAACUUUCGUGAUAUAUGAUUCGUAGGAGUAUUUAUUCUAGAACCUCUUUUAUGGGAAGUCUUUGUGUGUUGUUUUUUUGCAUUUUUGUGGAUGAUCUUGUUGAAUAAUGUUCGGGAGGCCAAGGUGUAGGGAAUGGACACCAUUAGCUACACAACAACUUCGUCUACGAAGCCUUAUUCAGAUUGUGGGUUAUAACAUCAGGCCUCCGGAAUGGUGUACGUCCGCAUGUAGUUUCUAUCUCACUCUGCAUCACACUACAAUGUCCGCUCCGUUCUACACAAGCGAACGUAUCAGCUCUCCACAUCCCAAGUGGAAAGAAAUUGAUUCAGAAAUUACCCAACGCAUGUCGUCAACUAACGUCGUAAUAAGAAUAUGGUGUCACACACUCAAAGAGGAAGACAUCAGUCAACCUCAAGACACUGUCAUACAAACUUGGGGCGUCUACUUCAGCGGCUUGCGAUACAUCGGGGCCAAUCUUGCCCUCAACUUCACCUCAGAUUGCUUUAAAAGCAACACAUUAGUUUUCCAAAUGCUAGGCGGAUACUUCUGCUCCUACAAAAGUCUUAAGUUAGACAUAAUACCACCAGAAAACGAAAUCGAACACGGUUCACUUUCCUCCGAUUCAUCGGGCAGGACGAACGCAUCAAAAAUCACUUUGGAGACAAAAUUUCUACAGCACCACAAAGUCAAAGAAGCAAGGUCGAUAUCUCCGAAUAAAUUUCCCAAGAAACUAGAGAAAGAGUAUUCAAAAAGCCACAGUCCCGUCGAGAGGGGUCUUAAAAACUAUUCUUCGUUGAAAACAUCGACUAGUUUGAACAUAAGUCAAAGUCAAAGGCGAAGAGAGGAGAGUGUAGAGAGAAAGCAAGACCCCAACUAUAUAUACGAACAUUCGCCGGACAGUAUGGACGUCGUCGCUAGUGAUAUAAACUGUGAUAAUAUAACGAAAAAAUCUUCUCGCGAAGAUUUGUCUAAUAGCAAAAUUGAUUUGAGUGAGACUGCUGAAAACUACGAUUUAAGAAACGAAGCGGACAGGGCGCCUAAGUAUCGAUAUUUAGCUUUAAACUUCUUGAAGUCCGAGAUCCGACCGAGUUACAACGCUAGUAAAUUACAGAAGCUACAUCUACUCCAAUACUCUAUUAAGAAGAGACAAGAGGCGGUGCAAGAAAUAAAGGAGAAGAUUUACAAGAAAUCCGCAAUGGCUUACGACUGGUCACAAUAUGAAGAGUGUGAUGAUAAGUUGAAAUUCAAGAGUAAAUCUCAGAGGAAUCUCUUCUCGCCUGAAGAAGAGAGUGCGGAGAAGGAGAAAUCUUCUUCGCAGAGUGACUUGAGUAAAAACGGCAGAAUUAAGGAGGAAAGACCAUUGUCUUCCAACGGACCAAGGCUCACAUUGAAGUUGAAUGAUCUCUUAUCUUUUAAGUCAAAACCCUCGCCUUUCCAACGAUCGGAACACAUUCGGUUGACGAAACAAUUAGAAAUAUUAAGGUUCAAGAGAAUAAUAUUGGCGGAUGAAAGAGACAGCAAGCUGGCAAACAUUAGAAGACUUAAAGAGAUACACGCUAAGUUGCUUGAAGAAAACCAGGAUGUUGGCUUGGAACUGCUCCAAGACUACCACGCGCUAUCCCGUCGCUCGGAGAUACUGAAGGAGACCCGUCAGUCUUGUGGCGCGCUGAGGGAACUCGCUGCUCGCUCCCAUGCGGCGCUAGCCUCGCAGCGGAGUCAGUUGUUAAGCCAUCUGCAUCAGAUAUUCUACAUACAGCAGAAAGACGAAGCGACCUGGACGAUAUGCGACGUCCCGCUACCCGUGUGCGGUGACGAGAGCCCCCGCGCCCACAGCCCGGUCUCGGACGCGGUAGCGGGCGGGCUGGCGGCGCAGGCCGUGUGUCUGGCCGCCGCCUUCACUGCGCAGCCGCUGCGGUACAAGAUCACGCUGCGCGGUUCCGCCACCAAGAUCCUCGACGUCGCGCACGACCUGCCUGAUCCUAACAUCCCCCUGUAUGCUCGAGGUGGCGAUACGGCUUUGUUUCGCUACGCGAUGUUUCUUCUGAACAAGUGUAUAGCGCAGCUGCUGUGGGGUCGCGGGCUGCCCGUGCCUGACAUGAGACCUACCCUCGCCAACCUGCAGAGACUUCUCACUACCACCACCAUGUCCGAUUCUUCGAAGCUGUUCGGCACGUAUAGACGGUUCAUCGACAGCCAAUGUCCUAGAACCCAGUCGCUGAGGAGUCUGGUGGCGUCUGAACGAGGGAAAUACAACCGCCAGUUUAAUAGAUUCAAGGAUGCGGUUGAUGGGCAAUCACCAGCCACGGCUAUGAGCUUGCGGAGACACCGACACUCGAGGAGUGUUGGUAGCUAUCAAGAUGACCAGGAGUUACCCGCUUUAGACGCUUCUACCACUUCCAUAAUGGGAAGUGAACCCAAUAUCUACGACACCAAACUGGCCCGGUCGAACUGCGAAGAACACACGCUGAAAACCCACAACUCCGAUUCGGAAAUAUCCAGAAUAUCACUAGAACACACACUAGAAGAGACUGAAACAAAAGUCGUUUUCACAUUAGGAGACUGCACUACGUUACAAAAAGAGAGAUUAGUUAGAAUAUCAAGCAAUAAUGGCGAUGAAAUGGCAUGUUCGAGUUGUUUGAACGACAAUGUUGCCAGAAUAUGUUCGGAAAUAACAGAUUUCUGCGCUAAAGACGUCCAAGAAGCUCUGGACAUAGCUCAACACAUGGAAAAUAUGGACAUAGCUGGACAUAUGACAGAGAACGAUAUAGCAGAGCAUAUGGCAAGAGCGAGUGAGAUAGAAGAAACCGAUAUGUGCGGAAACUGUGAAAAUAACAAGGACGGAGUGUGUGACUUAUCGUGUGCCAAAAACGUGAUGGAUGUAAUUGUAAUACCUAGUGCUGAGGCUAUAUUGGACACGGGGCAGAGAGAGAUGGCAAUAGAGGAGAUGAUAGCUACUGAGCUACAUGAGUGCGAAUGAGACCAAUAUAUUAAGACAAUAACGCUUGGAUUAAAUAUAAUCGUCACUUGUUAAAGCGAUACCUCAAUACAAAGUUUGCGGUACUUUUGUAGGUGACGUUACAUUAUGAUAAAAAUAAAUAUUAAUCGUGUCAUAACUUUGUAAAUUAAGUGCGUCGCCUUAUGUCGAAGUCGCAAUUAUAUUCAUAAAAUAACUGAGACUUAGUAAUAAAGUAACAAAAAAAAGAAGUGAAAAUCUUGUAGCGCCAUCUACAUUUCAAACCGUGAACUUUCUCGCAGUGUCCUUAUGUCAAAAAAAGCAAUAAUACAGUUACAAAUCUUAAUAGUCAAACCCUUAGAUACUUUCGGCUAUAUGAUAACUCUGAAAUACUCUAUAGAUUUAAAGUAAUACAUCUGUCGCCUUUUUUAUUCAAUAGAUGUCGCUGCCAAUUUGACAGAAAUGGGUUGUGUUUUUUUUUUUAAUUUACCUUCGAACUGGUGCUGGUUUCAGCACACCAUUCAAUUUAAUUUAAGUUAUGCCUGUCAUUAUCUUAUCCGCCGAAAAUGAAAGGGAUAUUCAAUCGACUGGCAUAAAAGUUAAGUAUCACACGUCAAUUUUCGGCAGAAAUAUAAAAAAAAACUCCUUUCCAGUUUCUAUUACAUAAUUUAUAAACUUAAAUACAAUGGUAUUCCAAUUGCAGUCGGUGGAAGGAAAGUGAAAAAUAAAGAGUUUAUGUGACUUUAUCACAGAAACAGUGUUUAACUGUUACACUGUGUAACUCCCAAAAUUACAUUGGCCCACAGCAUACUUCAAACUUGUUGCAUAUCAGCAAGUUGCCUAUUUUAUUCGCCCGGGUUAUUCAUUCAUUCAUUCAAUAAUUUUAAAAUGAACAGUUGUCAAUCAGCCGUCCCUUUCCCUUUCGGGGGAUAAGAAAAUGACGGGUAUAACUUAAAAUAAAAUCGGGAGGUUUCUGCAGGAAUCGGGACCACUAAUUGACUUGUUCUUUAACUACUGUGUAUUAACGUAAAUACUAUAUUAAAAAUGGCAACACAAUCUGUCAAAGUGACAGAUAGAUUGUAUUGUUUAAAAAAGAAACAUCGCGCCAAUAAUUAUUUCUGUUAAUAUAAAAAAUAUAAUUGUUUAGUUUAUAAUGUAAAGGUUACAAGAAUAAAAAUAUGAUUAUGUUACAAGAUAUUAAUAUUAAUUUAAUCGCUUUCAUAUUUAUUUACAUAAAAAUACUUUUUUAUUUAAGUAUAAUAUAUAUUUGUAGUUUAUAUUGAUUUAUUUAAUUAUUAAUUAUUAUUAUACUUAUUAUGUUAUACAAACUAUACAUACGUACGGUCACGAGUACUGUAUACACCUUGAAACCAUGUCACAUUAACUUUUUUGACAAAUUAAACCGUAAGUCUCAUAAAAUGUCAAAUACGAUAGUGCGACAGGGUUCUAAAGUGGGUACAUGUUAUUGCUCAUGACUGUACGUAUAAGUUCAUUCAAAAUGAAUGGUGCUGAUUCCAGUACACGCCAUUUCAUUGAAUUUAAAUUAUACCUGUCAUUUUCUUAUCUGCCGAAAAGGAAAGGGACACAAUCGACAGGCUUAGUUUUUUAUAUAAAAAAGGUACACCAACAGCUUAUACAGGGUGGCCCAGAAGUUCAGGUUCAAAAUGAAAAAUUAGAAAGAGGGGCUCAUUAGCUACCAGAAACACCCCCAUGUAUGUUCAGCAAUUAUUUACGGUUUAGGAGAUAUGACCCAUUUUGUACCUUUUUCUAGAUUUUCUACCUUACUUCAGAAAUAAUCAUUUUGUCGCUAUCCCUUUCUUAAUAAUUAUUUUAUUUUACUUCACAACUAUGCCUAAGUCUGUGUACCGCAAAGACUGUUACAGAAGCCAAUUAUAGGUGCACACAAAUUUAUGGAGCACCCAUCAAUUUUAGGCAGAAAUUUAAACAACUCUCUGAAAAUUUUACAUUGGUCGAUGACCCGACAGAAUUAAGUUGACAGCUCACGUCGAACGGGUUCCAUACCAGCGAGAUACACCAGCGUAGUGAGAUGUCGAUUUGAUUGUGGAUUCAAAUCAAAUAUACUUUAUUGCACACAAACAUUUAGCAACAGUACAAAUGGGCGGCCUUAUUCCACUAAAGCAAUUUCUUCCAGGCAACCACUACCAUGUAAAAAAAAAUAUUCCUUAACUGUUCGAGUUAUUCAUUCAAAUUAACAACUGUCAAUCAUCCGUCCCCUUUCCUUUUCGGCGGAUAAGAAAAUGACAGCUGUGUAACCUCGGUGUAACUGGGUAGUUUCCUAGGUCAAAGAUAAAUUAUAAAAUUCUGAUUUACUAAAUAAAGACAGAUCUAAAGCUGACAAAAAACGUUUUCUUUUUUCUAUUUAACUUAUUUAUAAAUUUGAAUAAAGAAAAAUGUAAUAAUAAGUGUGACAUUUUGUCACGUUUUCUAUGACGUCACAGGUUGCGUUUUCAUACAAAUUCCAUAAUAAUUUUGUGUUUUGACGUUUAGUAAAAAGUAAGUGAUUUCACUAGUUGGAAACUACCCUACUUAACACUUUAACUGUCCAUGCAUUACAUGUAAGUAAUGCACUGAAGACCUAGCUCGGUGCGUCCGUGCAUGACAUAUAAUGCACUAUUGGACGUAUGGCAAUUGUAUAGACAAUUGCCGUGGGACAGUCAAAGUGUUAAAUAAAAUUAGGAGGUGUCUCUUGGAAUCGGAGCCAAUUAUAAUAUGUAUUAAAAAGCUAUAAAGAUAAGUUUUUAGUGGCAUGGUAUAAUUAUUGACUUUCCUUAUGGUGUUGUUUUCAUUGUUUAGUAACAUUUUGAUUUGUAAAUAAAUAGUCUAACAUCACUUGUCUCUGUGAUUCUAUACUAAAAUAAAGCUGGCUUUUCAUAAGUUUUGAUAAACAUACAUAAACUCACGCCUGUUUCCCACCGGGGUAAGUAGAGACUGCGGCGAUCAAGUAUGCAUAUUUAAAUGGUGUACUCACAUGUCCCCUAUGUGCGAGGAUCUUUGCCAACAAGAUUGGCUAUAUAAGCCACAUGCGAGCACAUGAACGUCGGAGUUGGAGCAGUCGCCGUAGCCGAAAUCGGCACAUCAUUAUCGGGUAAGAACCCGGUAUUAUGUGUUUCACAUAAUACCGGGUACUUAGCGGCAUUAAUCAGGGAUAUGAGACUCAUAUCCCUGAUACCCUGAACCCGGUAUUAUGUGUAUCAAUUAAUUCAUAGCUACCUGCAUAGUUACUAAUGAAAGGUCAGUUUAAAGUUGCUAUUAUUAAUUAUAGUAUUGUUUAAAACGAACAUUAGCCGAAUUUAAGUACAGAAAAGGCUGUCGUCACCCUCAUUUUGUACCUACAUUUAGAUUUUAGUUGUCUUUCUCAUUAUUUAAGAGCUGUGCUGGAGUAAUCGCCGUUCCUCUCUUCUCUCCGCCAAAUCCUUCACCUGAUACGACACGACCUGCACCUUCUCUUUUAUACAUACAUAAACUCACGCCUAUUUCCCACCGGGGUUAGCAGAGACUAUGGAAUUCCAUUUGCUUCGAUCCUGACAUAUUUCUUUUGCUUCGUCCACGUUCAUCAAUAGUUUCAUACACGCACGCCGGUUCAGAGUAGAUCGUACUAAACCUUUUCUAAGGACAUCUCCUUUUUGGUCAAUGUACGUCCUUCUACGUCUUUCUCUGCCAGCUCUCCCACCAACCAUGGCUUUAUAUAUCUGUUUUAUUACUGCUCAUAAUUGAUAUAUAAUAUUACAAUCUGUUUGCAAUU
Pectinophora gossypiella (pink bollworm) is the source of this 6822-nucleotide messenger RNA. RefSeq lists its product as uncharacterized. The record is from RefSeq and is a predicted model, not a curated record. Gene Ontology annotation, biological process: SNARE complex assembly. The transcript is spliced from 10 exons. NCBI's taxonomy places the organism in Eukaryota, Metazoa, Arthropoda, Insecta, Lepidoptera, Gelechiidae. Gene Ontology annotation, cellular component: endosome; lytic vacuole. Gene Ontology annotation, molecular function: SNARE binding. Bases 213 to 3083 code for a protein of 956 amino acids.